Molecule: messenger RNA, 5308 nt
Organism: Acanthopagrus latus (yellowfin seabream)
Lineage: Eukaryota; Metazoa; Chordata; Actinopteri; Spariformes; Sparidae
Product: ras-related protein M-Ras
Exons: 6
Coding region: 284-910 (208 amino acids)
Biological process (GO): signal transduction
Cellular component (GO): plasma membrane
Molecular function (GO): GTP binding; GTPase activity; GDP binding
Source: RefSeq, a predicted model, not a curated record
GCUCACCCCUUUGGGGCGUUUCUAUUUUUAGCAUCAGCUGUUGCAAUACAAAGAUUAGCUACUCAACGUAUUGUUUCGCAGAUGUGGGGAGCUCACUCCCGUCUGAGGCGAAAGGGCGGCGGUGGUUUGAAGCCGUGAAAGAGGGAGAUGAGGAGGGAUAUGUCGGUGGCGUGAGGGACGUUUUCUUUGUGCUCACGACCGCGGAGCUCGUAUCGCCAGGUGUGUCUCAUCAGCCACCUACUAGCCUAGCAUUCCCACCUUUACCACCAGCGUCGAGGUAGCGAUGGCGACCAGCGCUGUGCCAAGUGACAACCUGCCAACGUACAAGCUGGUGGUGGUGGGGGAUGGUGGCGUUGGGAAGAGCGCCCUCACCAUCCAGUUUUUCCAGAAGAUCUUUGUGCCAGACUACGAUCCCACGAUAGAGGACUCAUAUCUUAAACACACAGAGAUUGAUGGACAGUGGGCAAUACUGGAUGUGCUGGACACAGCCGGUCAGGAGGAGUUCAGUGCGAUGAGGGAGCAGUAUAUGAGGACAGGAGACGGCUUCCUCAUCGUCUUCUCUGUGACGGACAAGGCCAGCUUUGAACACGUGGACCGAUUCCAUCAACUCAUACUACGGGUCAAAGACAGGGAGGCCUUCCCCAUGGUGUUGGUGGCAAACAAAGUGGAUUUGGUCCAUCUGAGAAAGGUCACCUCUGACCAGGGCCAAGAGAUGGCUGCAAAACAUAGUAUAACUUAUAUUGAAACCAGUGCCAAGGAUCCUCCGAUGAAUGUGGACAAAGCCUUUCAUGAGCUGGUUCGUGUUAUAAGACAACAAGUCCCCGAGCGAAACCAGAAGAAGAAAAAGAAGAUGAAGUGGAGAGCAGAACGUUCCACGGGCUCCCACAGGUUCCACUGUGCCAUAUUGUGACCUCCCUCGUCCUGUUUAUCAUUCGUAACGUACACAAAUCCACACGCACACCCACAUACCUUUGGGAUAUCCCCGAAGGAACUCCCAGCAGUGGUGAACCACUGGAGCACAAAAGUGAGGGGUGGAGGGGGGUCGACGAAUGGCUGGAUGGAUCUGGAGGGACAGAAGUGAUACUGAAAUGUUGGACUGAUGUCCCCUCAACCCUUCACAAUGCCUUGGAACGAGUGCUAUGCCAUCUCUACUCAAUUUAUGGUCCCUUUCAAAAGGUCUAUAGAUUCCUCCAAUCUGUAUUCAACACAGAACUACAGUGUCACUGAACUGUUUCUCAAUCAAGUGUAAGUUUUGAAUUUAAUAUCAAAUGUGGCACAAGAUGACAGACUCAGUGGGGGAAAGCAAAGAGAGCAGACUCACCCUGAUCGUUGGAACGGGAAGGAAGAAGGACAAGGCUCGUGUUCUCUAACUCUGACAACCUGCUGGUCAUCACCUUUCUGUCAUCACCCUCCUACAGUUUCUGGAAGAAAAGCACCUGAUAUGCUACCUGAGUUCUCUCUUCAUAGAGUGGACAUCAUAAGGGCCUGACGGAUGGAUACGAGAGCGGUGGCGGGGACUUUUUUGGUAGUGAAAAUAGAUGUUGUGUGGUGUUGUCUGGGAGUGUUGGCGUGCACCUCGUGGUCAUGUGAUGCUCUAGUUUUGAAAUGUCAGUUCAGAGAGGAUGGAAGGACGUGUUGAAGAGAGCAAGAGAAAUGUGACAUGAUGCUGAGAGAAAAGGCGAAUGAUCUGGUCAUAUCAGUGUUUAAAUAUUGUGGUUGUAAAGGAAAGUAAGAUUGGUCAGUGUGUGUUUUUACACUUUGAUGUGAACAGAACAGGGUUUACACCAACACUGACGUGUCAGCAGCCAUUUUUACAGAUUAUUUUCCCAUCAAAAAUAUAUCAGAGCCACUUUACAUCAUGUAUUUAAAAAGAAUUAUGGUAAAUCUAGGUUGCCUCAUCAGUCCAGGUGAGGGCAGCCUUCAUCAGUACUGUAUCAACAAUAGCCCUGAAAUAUUUUGUCUUUGCAGUCUUACAAAUUCAUGUUACUUUCCAUGUUUUGUUUUGUUUUUGUAUCUAAAAAAAAUAUAGAAAGUAAAACUUAUAUUUGUGAUAUAACAUGAUCUAAUUCUAAGUGGCAAUGUAAACAAAUUCAAUGCUGUUUUACAAAAAACAUCUGUAGGAAAUUCUUAAUCGAUAAGGGAUAGUGAGAGCUUCACGUUUCCGAUGUGAAACAGGCUGGAGAAGCUGAUUUGCACUGGCCACUAACCAAAAUAAUGUGAUGUCACUUUAUUUCAAUCUUGGGGCUUUUCAGAAUGAAUUCAGGAGAACGUUAUGAGAAAUAAGAAGAAGAAUCAUGCUCGGUGAAGGACGGACGCUCCUUAAGUUCGGGGAGUUAGAGAGCCUGUCCGAUGCGGGCGGCAUGAAGCCAUGUUAACCUAGCUACAGACUAGUUGUAGGAGAGCCACACACUCGGAGCAGCAAGACAUUCUGCGUAUUCAUGUUCGUAGCUGUGAGGUGGAUAGGAAUGUACAAUUUAAUAACCUACGAAAUGGCUUGUACUGUUAACGCACUAAAGUUUCAGUGGACAACUCUUUUUUUUGUGUGUGUGUGGAUGAAUAUACCGUCUCUUGAAGGAAUACAUUUUUGCACUUUUAAUACAAUUUCUGACUUUCCUAUUGGCAUGUUGUUUUCUGUUUAAAUCUGUAAGCGAAAUGAAAGGCACAGUAAAAAAAAUAAAUAAAUAAACAAUUUGAAUGUAAAAUGGAAUAACAAAACAAGCAAAUAGGCGAUUAGUGUUGUAGCCCUGUGUGCCUGUGUAUGCCUGUUGCCUCGGCGGUGAUUGUAACGGCGACUGAAUAAGCUGGGGUUUAAUCAUUCGAGAGGUGUUGAAAGAAAAGUUCUGUGUUUUACUCAGUUUUGAUUGAAUGGCAUAACAAAAAUUCACCUCAGCAUGAAAGUGGAAAAUCAACCUCAGCAAAAAGAAGGAACACAGUAUUAAUCCACAUCUACUGUUAAAGGGACUUCGCAGAGAGAGAAAAGAAAACAUUCAAGUACUGAUCAUUGAGCAGUGAAGCAACAGACUCUGGAUCUUUGGGGAGCUAAAAAAAAAAAAAAUACUGAAUGUGUUUGAUGAAAAUGUUGCAUCAUGUAUGUUUGAUACCAUUUUGUAUUAUUGAUAUGAAUUAUUGAUAUGAUUCUUGCAAAGUGUUUUUUAAACAACUGAAUAAUUUAUUACUGUCUAUGUUACCUCAGCGUGUCCCAGACCUGGACAAAAAGCUAAACUCCCCUUCUCCUUUUUUUUUUUUUUUUUUUUUUGUCGUUGGGACUGUCAGUGGUUCAGAGGCCUUUUGCCUUUGAGACCUGAUAUGAAGAGACUCUGAUGUGUCGUGGACCGAGAUGAAGGAACAGAAUUUGGUCCUGAACUUCAAAAAAAAAAAGAAAGAGCUUAAGGACCUCUGCUUUACUGGAGCUCAUGUGGCUGACCUCACAAGUGAAAAUGUAAUAACACAAGGGUCACAACAAGGAGAGUUUGUUGUCCAAUUUUUAAUAUGUUUGUUUGUUCAAUGUGAAAUUUCUUACAGGAAUAGUUUGACACUUUGGGAAAUGCACUUAUUCACAGUAGCAGGCUUUGUCUUUGCUUAGGUUUUAGACUUCCAACACUUAGUCCAUUAAAUAAAUAAUAGCUGCCAACUAUUUUGUUAAUUGCUAAAGUUUUUUUUGUGCACAUAAAUGCUGUUUUCAGCUUCUCAAAUAUGGACAUUUUCUCUGUUUUAUGUCAUAUUAAACUGAAUAUCUUUGGGUUUUGGAUCACCCUAGACUUUGAGGAACAAAUUUUCGACAUUUCAUAGCAAAAUCAGCAAUGAAAAUAACUGUAUGUUGCAGACCAACCUAGAUUAGACUAAAAGACUGGAAAGCAGCUUGCCUGGACCUGUCAAGAGGUGACAAAAUCAGCCAACCAGCACCUCUAAAACACACUCAUUGAAUAUGUUAUAUUUAGUCUGUUCCAUGUGUUUGAGUUGUAAUUUCAUGUGGGUUUAUGUGCUGGAUUAUUUUGUACCUUUUGACUGGCCCCAUAUAUCUGUUUCCCCGUUUUUAUUUCUCAACUACCUUCAUAUUUAUGUUGCAUUCCAGAAUCCAGUCAUCUUCAGAGGCCAUAAUUUCCCAAACUCCAAGCGUACCAAGUGCCAAAAUAAUAAUAAUAAUAAAAAAAGGUCUUUAUGCUAAGCUAAGCUAACUGGGAUUUUGUCUAGGCGCAUAAUUAUGAUGCAACCAAGCUACUUUCAGAAGUCGCAAUUCCUCACUUGAUAUUUCCAGCUUCGGACAUCCAAGUUUACCAGCUGCACGCAAAAGUAAACAAAAAAGUCUUUAUGCUAAGCUAACUAGCAUGCUGACUAGCUUCGUUUUUAUGUUGUGUUCCAGUUAAUGUCAGAGGUCGUACUUUCCCAGUUGAAAUUUCAAACUUCUUACUUCCAAAUGAUUCCAGGAUCAUGCCAAAAGCUAACAACCCCCUUUUUAAUUUUUUUUUUUUUAAAUGCUUAGCUAAGCUAGCGGGCAUGCUACCUAGCUCCAUAUUUAUGUUGCAUUCCAGAAUCCAGUCAAAUUAAGGAGGUCAUAAUUUCCCACUUGGUUCUUUCCAACUUCCAACCACCAAGUUUUCCAGAUGCACAAACGUAAAUGUAAACAAAAGAAUGUUGCUGGCCGUGACAAACAGUAGCACAAAUAAAAAAAGAGUGGUAUCAGUCUUCUCACCUAUUUCUCAAUAAAGUGAAUAAGGGCAUUUCCAAAUAUGUUGCACAGUUCCUUUAAGCAGAACGAGCUCAUGUACCAGUCUGGUGUCUUCUAGUUGACUAUUUAACUUUUGGGUUUGAGGUCCAAAAUCAGUUUGAAACGAGAAAGUUACCUUUUUCUCAAAUGAGUCGUUGUGGCUGGUACAAAGAAACCUGCUGAUUUGUUGUGCCGUCUUCACAUUUCAGGUAGACCAAACACAAAUGCUGAAAGUGAAUGAAACGUACCAGUUGUGUGACCCUGGAGUAUAUGUGAGCUGAAGUGAGCACUUUUGUUUGCAUGAAUUGGGAGAGGUAGCACCAAGUAUUAUUGAAGUUAUGCAAAUUGAUUUGAGUUGUGUAUGUCCUGAAACUUUGUCGGUAUGUAAAGGGCCGCGUAAACUUUUAAGUUUGGAAUACAAAAAAACAAACAAACAAACAAACUUUGGAUUUGUGUAAUGUGUGUUUUUGGACAGGUCUGUUGUGUUCUAACUGGCUGUGUCAGACUGAGGAGCUAGACGAGGCACAAACAAACUGUGGCCUUUUUAUCUAGCCUCAGGGGUCGAUUAUAUUUCAAUAAAGAAAUACAAGUAUUGUGACUUUA